Molecule: messenger RNA, 954 nt
Organism: Moneuplotes crassus
Lineage: Eukaryota; Ciliophora; Spirotrichea; Euplotida; Euplotidae
Source: the annotation of a GenBank genome assembly
UUUGGUCCCACUAAAAUGGAGUCAUCGAGUGUUAUUUGUUCAAGUAUUUUGGGAACAGAGAUUGCGUUGUAUAAGAAGGAAGCGGAGGUUCUUUCUAAAAUUCAUUCUGUGAUUUCUAAUGAGGGUAUUUUAAGUUGGAAAGAUUAUCGUAAUGAAAAUAAAAAGAUAGAAUCUUUAAAUGCAAAGUUUGAAUCAAUUUUUAUGGCUUAUCCACAGCUUGAAAAUACUAAUCUGAAUAUUAUGAAAUCAGCCUCUGUUUUAUUUUUAAGAAAAAAAGAGCACAGAAAAUAUCAAAAGAUUGCCCGGCUUGGCUUCCCCAAAAAUUUAGAGCUGUGUUUGAGUUUAUUGUAUGAAGAAAGAGGUUGAGAAAUAGAAAUUUAUAAAUUUCUGAAGAUUUUCACACAUAGCAAUAGUUCUAAACUUUCUAUCGUCUCAAAAUCCUCCAAACACUCAAAAAUCUCCUCUCAAGUAUUCACUAACCUCUCAAAAACAUUCCAAAACCCCCUAAAUCUCCUCUACCUCAACCACUUCAACCUCACCUCAACACAACUCUCCACAAUCCUAUCCAAAACAACGCACCUCAAGCAGCUAGUCCUCCUCAAAUGCGGCCUUCCCUACCUCCCCACCACCUCCACCCCCACUUCCACGACCACCUUAAAAGUCCUUGAGCUCAAACACCCUCACUCAAACCCCCCUUCCAGCCCCUUCAGCUCCUACAUCCUGCCCUCUGUGCUGAGAUUUAUCGCUAGAUCGGCUGCUUCAGAGUCCCUCUCUUCGAUCAGGUUCAAGGGUGAGGAAGAAGAGGGAGGGUUUUUGGAAGGUUUGAAGGGGUUACAAGUGGAAUGUGGGCUAGAGCAUGUACAGUUUAGGAAGUAUCAAGGAGGGUUAGGCAGGAGUUAUGUUGUUAAGUAAGGUGGUGGGGUUACUAUAAUUCUCUCAACUAAAUCUUCAAUC